This is a messenger RNA of Rubroshorea leprosula, 382 nucleotides long. The record is from the annotation of a GenBank genome assembly. NCBI's taxonomy places the organism in Eukaryota, Viridiplantae, Streptophyta, Magnoliopsida, Malvales, Dipterocarpaceae.
GGUUUGUCAUUGAAUGCUUUGCAAUUGAACUGAAUUUGAUUUUGCCAUUGAGCGUUUUGUUAGAUUAAACUGGUUAUCAGGCAUGCUAAAAGUUUUACCCAAGGGCUAUCCAUAUUUACUUACUGAGUUAUCUCAUAGUUUUCCUUGUCCAUCAUUUCAGGAAGCGAAACCGAGGACGGGGAAACCAAGGGGAGUGACGAGUUAGAAGGCUAGCCAUUUUGUACAGUGAAUAUAGAUUUAAGAUAUAGAUCAUGAUCUUGUAAACUAAAGUUUAAUCGGAGAUUUUAUGAAUUCAUUUAGUGGAUUGUUAGUUUACAAGAGAUUUGCCUUGAGAUUUUGUGAUUAAGUCAUGUUGGACAUAGAAUAAAUUUUGAAAUAUCCG